Molecule: messenger RNA, 840 nt
Organism: Chrysemys picta bellii (western painted turtle)
Lineage: Eukaryota; Metazoa; Chordata; Testudines; Emydidae
Source: RefSeq, a predicted model, not a curated record
GAGGCGGGGCCGGACCGGGGUAGCGGCGGCGGCGGGAGGCAGACGGCAGCGCCAUGGCCAAGUGGGGCCAGGGGGACCCGCGCUGGAUCGUGGAGGAGCGAGCGGACGCCACCAACGUGAACAACUGGCACUGGACGGAGCGGGACGCGACCAGCUGGUCAAAAAGCAAACUGGAGCAGCUGCUGGUGGGGAUCGUGGUGGGUAAUGAGGCGGGCAGCUGUGAAAUAAGCGACCUGAAGCAAUUGGAAGGCGAAGCCUCCUGCAACAGCCGGAAAGGGAAACUGAUUUUCUUCUAUGAAUGGAACAUAAAACUUAGCUGGAAAGGGACAAAUCCUAGAGAAGGCUGAUGUGAACUGUGUGCUUGGGAAACUGUACACCGAUAUUGCAAUGCUGAAGGGUAGAGUGUUCAUUCCCAAAAUGUGGUAAUUAGCUCUCAGCCAGAUUUCAACCACUACUGCAAGAGAUGGGAGUAGUAGUGAAUGCAGCCUAUUUCCCUCUCACUCUCCCUGCUCCAAAGUGGGAUUGUGGUUCAGUGCCGUGAAUAGUCCUGCUUUCCACUCCUGUGGACUGUCUGCAUUUUUUUCCUCCCCUCUCCAUUUAGCUGAUGAGAUAUUUCAUGGAGUUCCUUCCAGUGCUGUGCACAUGCCAUGCCGAGUCCUGCUGUCCAGUUUUCCUGCAGCUUGGCUACCUGACACUAUAAAAUGCAAUGUUUACACUGCUUUUAUCUCCCACUUAAGGAGGACCAGGAUUGGGGCUUACUCUCCCACUAACACACUAGUUACACUCAGGAAAUUCAAGACAAGGACAUGCAAAGCACCUUAUUUUUGUUUCUAUUCUGUU